Messenger RNA from Caenorhabditis remanei, 726 nucleotides. RefSeq lists its product as uncharacterized. The transcript has 6 exons. The coding region runs from base 1 to 726 and encodes 241 amino acids. The record is from RefSeq and is a predicted model, not a curated record. NCBI's taxonomy places the organism in Eukaryota, Metazoa, Nematoda, Chromadorea, Rhabditida, Rhabditidae.
AUGUUGAGAAUAUUGAUUAUUUUAUUCUGUUUCCUGGGAACAGCCAUCUCUCUUCACUGUCUUUUCUGUGACAGUAAUGAGAAAUGUAAAAAUUCGUUCGAUGUAGAAUGCCCUCCAGGAACAAAGUGCUACACAGUGAAAAAACGCGGCGUUGUCACCGACAGAGGAUGCGCUCAUUCAUGUGAACAUGUUAUUAACUUGAGGUCAUCAGCAAUUUGCCAAGAUUGCCAUAGUGAUUACUGUAACCGUGAAAAUGUAUUACCGCAUAACGUCGACAUUGAACAUCAUCAAAAUGAGAAUGGUGAAAUCAAAACACUCAAAGAAGGAGAAGGUUCUCUUUCCACUUCAAAAGUAAUCAAAUGUAAAGAAUUUUUCGAUGAAGAAUGUCCAGAAACGACGAAGUGCUACACAGUGAAAAAAUUAUUUUUUGUCACUGAUAAAGGAUGUGGACAUUGUGAAGCUAUUACGCUCAACCCAUCCUCAUUUUGCAAAGAUUGCCAAGAUGAUUACUGUAACCGUGAAAUUGUAUAUCCGUAUAACGUUGAACUUGAUCAAAUUGAGAAUGGUAGAAUCAAAAUACUCAAAGAAGAAGAUGGUUCCCGUAUUCCAUUGGUCGGCUCGAUCGAUCGACAGUCGACCAAUCCCAACUGGACUGAUAUUCCUUAUCCCGAACUAGGUAUCUCUCUCCUCAACAUGGUUCACGUUAGAACCACCAAGUUCGUUUAA